AUGAAAGUUGUAUUGUUCAAUCUCAUCUUAGUUUGUGCAGUGUGGAGCUCACCGAGGUUGGAACCGUUAGUUCAAACGAAGAAGGGCCUGAUCCGGGGUCUGCACGCGUCCGAUGGGGACUACUCCAUGUUCUUGGGUAUACCCUACGCGAGGGUUAACGAGAGCAAUCCGUUCGGACCGUCAAUGCCGUACCCCGAUUUCGACGAAGUCUUCGAGGCUUGCGACGACUCUGCAAUAUGUCCGCAAAUAAGAGUGUUUCAAAACCAAAUUAUAGGAACACUAGACUGUCUACAUCUCAACAUAUACGCCCCCAACAAGGCUACAAUCAGUAACCGACUUCCUGUCCUCAUUUGGAUAUACGGUGGCGGUUUUAGGACUGGUUUCGCCACACGCUUGUUAUACGGGCCUAAGUACUUAGUUAGAAACGACGUAAUUUUAGUCACCCUCAACUACCGCCUGGGUCCAUACGGUUUUAUGUGUCUGGAUACACCAGAAAUACCCGGCAAUCAAGGCCUGAAAGACCAACUCAGAGCUUUGCGAUGGGUGAAUGAAAACAUCGAAGCGUUCGGAGGCGACGUCAACAAGAUAACGAUAUCUGGAUCGAGUGCUGGAGGAGCUUCCGUUGAUUUCCAUCUCCAAUCAGCGCAAGAGAAAUUGUUUGAUAAAGUUAUAAUGCAGAGCGGAACAUCUCUGUGCCCGUGGGUUAUGCAAGCGACCAACCAAAACGCUCCCAUGCAUAUCGCUGAGCACCUUGGCUUUGAAGCUAAAGAUAACGCUGACGCCGUGACUUUUCUAUCAACAAUCGAACCAAAACUAGUUAUAGCGGCGGUGUCAGAACUCUCGCUAACGUUCCAUCCAUGUGUUGAGAAAGACUUCGAUGGUGUGGAGAAAUUUGUGCGGGAACAUCCUAUCAAUAGAGAAAUACCAAAAGCCAAAGAUAUCAAAAUUCUCGCCGGCUACAAUAACCGGGAGAUGCUUCACAUUUACGGUAGCAAACCAUUAGAUAGUGAACAAGGUUUCCAUUUGUUCAAGAAACAUUUGGAGAAGAUUUUCGAUUUGAAGGACGAUGAAGAUAACCUAGUGGCACUGAUACGUCAGUUCUACUUUGGCGAUGAGGACUUCAGCGAGGAUUUAAAAUGGGAUCUGAUGGACUUUGAAUCUGACUUUAGAUUUAACCAUCCAGUACACAGAAGCAUACAGAAGUAUCUAAAAAACGCUGCAACGGUCUACAACUAUUUAUUCUCAUACUCAGGUGGCAGAAAUUUGAACAAGUAUGUAAACAACAUAACCGAAGACGGUGCAGCCCAUUCUGAUAUAAUUGGCUAUCUCUUCGAUGUAUCGAUAUUGCCGGAAACUCCAACGGAGGAUGACCAGCUAGUCAUCGACAGAAUCACAACGUUGUGGACUAAUUUCGUAAAAUAUGGAGACCCCACUCCUGAAACAACGGAACUGUUGCGGGUGAAAUGGUUGCCAGUAGAGAAAGACGUCUUAUAUUACCUAGACAUAGACAAAGAACUGAUUAUCAAAAGGAGACCGUUCCACGACCGGAUGGCUUUCUGGGACCUGUUCUAUAAGAUGAACAAAAAGUUGUUGAUCGGGUAUAACGGAGAAGAUUAA
Messenger RNA from Parnassius mnemosyne (clouded apollo), 1617 nucleotides. NCBI's taxonomy places the organism in Eukaryota, Metazoa, Arthropoda, Insecta, Lepidoptera, Papilionidae. The record is from the annotation of a GenBank genome assembly.